This is a messenger RNA of Alligator sinensis (Chinese alligator), 954 nucleotides long. RefSeq names its product olfactory receptor 5I1-like. Gene Ontology annotation, cellular component: membrane. Gene Ontology annotation, biological process: sensory perception of smell; G protein-coupled receptor signaling pathway. Bases 1 to 954 code for a protein of 317 amino acids. Gene Ontology annotation, molecular function: G protein-coupled receptor activity; olfactory receptor activity; odorant binding. NCBI's taxonomy places the organism in Eukaryota, Metazoa, Chordata, Crocodylia, Alligatoridae. The transcript is spliced from 2 exons. The record is from RefSeq and is a predicted model, not a curated record.
AUGGCAAUUGCACUGUACGGGGCUUUGAACCACACAGCUGUGACAGAAUUCAUCCUGCUGGGAUUCGGGAGUGGACCUGGGAUUCAGGUGCUGCCCUUUGUGGUGUUCCUUCUAAUUUACACGGCCACUGUGCUAGGAAACAUUAUCAUGGUUCUCAUCAUUCGAAUCGACCCUCAUCUUCAAACCCCCAUGUAUUUCUUCCUCAUGAACCUGUCACUCCUAGACCUCUGCUACUCCUCAACCAUUGCCCCCAAAGCCAUGGCCACCUUCCUACAAGGCAGCAAAACCAUUUCCUACAAUGGAUGUGCUGCACAGUUGUUCUUUUUUGCUCUCUUUAUAACCACAGAAGCCUUCAUCCUGGCAGCAAUGGCAUAUGAUCGAUACAUAGCCAUCUGCAACCCACUCCUCUAUCCUGUCACCAUGUCCAAAAGGGUCUGUAUUCAGCUCAUCGUGGUCUCCUAUAUCUGUGGUGGCACCGAUUCUCUAGUGCAAACCAGCUUCACCUUUGCACUGAGCUACUGUGGGCCUAAAGAGAUCAACCAUUUCUUCUGUGACUUUCCCCCCUUGCUAAAUCUAUCAUGUACCGAUAUUUACAUCAAUGAACUGGUAAUGUUUCUUGCAUCUGGCCUCAUCAUAGUGAUCACCUCAGGAAUCAUCCUCAUCUCCUACGCCUACAUCAUCCAUGCUAUUCUCAGGAUUCACUCAGCCAAGGGCAGGCUCAAGACCUUAUCCACCUGCUCCUCCCACAUGGUGGCUGUCACUUUAUUUUUUGGGACGGUUUCCUUUAUGUAUGCCCAGCCGGGUUCUCUGUCUUCCCCACAUCUGAGCAAGGUGGUGUCUGUGUUUUAUACCCUUGUCAUCCCCAUGUUGAAUCCCUUCAUCUACAGCCUCAGGAACAAGGAUGUGAAAGAUGCUUUGAGGAGAAUCAUAGGUAGGAAAAUGACUUCGAAAUAA